Molecule: messenger RNA, 2355 nt
Organism: Purpureocillium takamizusanense
Lineage: Eukaryota; Fungi; Ascomycota; Sordariomycetes; Hypocreales; Ophiocordycipitaceae
Exons: 6
Coding region: 356-1963 (535 amino acids)
Molecular function (GO): oxidoreductase activity
Source: RefSeq, a predicted model, not a curated record
AUGGAUGGUCGGAUGGAAGGGUUGCGUGGACUGAGGUGAGCGUCUCCUUUUUUUUCCCCUGCCCGCCGCCAACCUGCCUGCCUGCCAUCGUCUGUCUGUCAGGGAUACGACCCGAAACAACUUCGCCAACCCUCCUCCAUAUCAGUUGCAAACUUGGCAAUUGCUUCGCCUCUCUUCUCUCUACUCUACUCCCGCUCGCUCGCUCGCUCGCUCGCCGUCGUCUGUAACGCGCGCGCGCAUCUUGCAUCUUGCUUCCACGCACGCCCACGACGACGUCGAGGCUCCUCGUCCUCUUCCCCUCAACCUACUACCACCCCCAAAUCCUCACACCGACAUUCCCACCACCCCCGCCACCAUGGGCGCCGACAUUAACGUUGAUGUCCUCGUCAUUGGCAUGGGACCUACGGGUCUCGGUGCCGCCAAGCGCCUGAACCACAUUGACGGCCCGUCGUGGUUGAUUGUCGACUCUUCCGACAAGGCUGGCGGUCUUGCCAGCACCGAUGUCACGCCUGAGGGUUUCCUCUACGACGUCGGCGGCCACGUCAUUUUCUCUCACUACAAGUACUUCGACGACUGCCUCGACGAGGCGCUCCCCCAGGAUGACGACUGGUUCACCCACCAGCGCAUUUCCUACGUCCGCUACAAGGGCCUCUGGGUCCCCUAUCCUUUCCAGAACAACAUCUCUAUGCUGCCCAAGGAGGACCAAGUCAAGUGCAUUGACGGCCUCAUCGACUCGGCGCUGGAAUGCCGUGUCGCCAACACCAAGCCCAAGAACUUCGACGAGUGGAUUCUGCGAAUGACGGGUCAGGGCGUCGCCGACAUCUUCAUGCGCCCCUACAACUACAAGGUCUGGGCCGUCCCCACCACCAAGAUGCAAUGCCAGUGGCUCGGUGAGCGUGUCGCCGCUCCCGAUAUCAAGACGGUCACCAAGAACGUCAUCCUGAACAAGGUUGCUGGCAACUGGGGCCCCAACGCCACUUUCCGGUUCCCUGCCCGCGACGGCACCGGCGGUAUCUGGAUCGCCGUCGCCGACACGCUGCCCAAGGAGAAGAAGCGUUUCGGCAAGCAGGGCGAGGUCACCAAGGUCGAUGCCGAGAACAAGAUUGUCCACUUCGCCGAUGGCUCCACCAUUGGCUACGGCAAGCUCAUCAACACCAUGGCUGUCGACCACCUCGUGGAGAAGAUGGGCAACCAGGAGCUCGUUAAGCUCUCCAAGGGCCUCUUCUACUCGACGACACACGUCAUCGGCGUUGGUAUUCGUGGCGAGCGCCCCGAGCGCAUUGGCGACAAGUGCUGGCUGUACUUCCCCGAGGACAACUGCCCCUUCUAUCGCGCCACCAUCUUUUCCAACUACUCCCCCUACAACCAGCCCGAGGCCAGCGCCAAGCUGCCGACGCUGUACCGCGCCGACGGCUCCAAGGGCUCGUCUGAGGCCAAGGAGGGCCCUUACUGGUCCAUCAUGCUGGAGGUCUCGCAGUCGUCGAUGAAGCCCGUCGAUGAGGAGAACCUGCUCAAGGACUGCAUUCAGGGUCUGAUCAACACGGAGAUGAUCAAGCCCGAGGAUGAGAUUGUGUCCACCUACCACCGCCGCUUCGACCACGGCUACCCCACGCCAUCGCUGGAGCGCGAGGGCGUUCUCAAGGAGCUCCUGCCCAAGCUGCAGGAUAUGGACAUCCUGUCCCGUGGCCGCUUUGGCAGCUGGCGCUACGAGGUCGGCAACCAGGACCACUCCUUCAUGCUAGGCGUCGAGGCCGUCGACCACGUGCACAGCGGUGCCGUCGAGCUGACGCUCAACUACCCCGACUUUGUCAACUCCCGACAAAACACGGAGAGGCGGCUGACGCAGAGCUUCGGCGCCUCCAAGGCCAACGGCAGCGCCGCCCUGCCUUCGCGGGAGCGGGCGUCGUCCAAGGCCACGGCCAACGGUGGCCACAGCCGCAAGUCCUCCAAGCAGGUCAAGUAAGCGCCGGUCCGGUCUAGGGGCCAUGAGCGCAACGAAUUUAAAGGGAGCCAGCAAUCUACGGUUGGACAGUUAUCUGACGCACGAGCAUGACGGGAUGGGAUGGCCUGGGCAAAGGCCGUGUUGUACCGCCUGGCACACGGCACGGGUCAAGAGGCAGGCAGGCAGGCAGGCAGGCAAGGGUUAAAAUUCAUUGUCGACAAAGACGGCGUGCUCGCUCGCGACUCGCGCGGCGACAGGUUGCAGUAUAGAAUUAUUCUUGUCUCCCAAUACCAGCGGGGAGAAGAGAGGUUCGCGAUAGAGAAUAGAGCUGGGCCUCUUUUCAUGUAUGCAUACUUCGUACGUGUCUCCAUGUUCUGGACUAUAUAUGGCCGAUGAUGUCGCAUUGACUUUUU